ACAUUCCAAGCUGUUGCUGACAUCAUGAAAAAUGUUGGACAAAGACUCGAAAAGAUCACGGAAAUGAUCAAAGAAUUAUAUGAGAAAACAGCACACUUGUUAAAUACUCAGAUAAUUCCGCAAUUACGCGAAUCCUACUUGAAAAUUACCGCUGUUGCCACUGAUUUCAUGCAAACUCUCUUCAACUAUGCCACUGAGUACUUAAUGAAAUUCACUGACUGGGUUAAGAGCCACCAGGAAGAUUUCAACAAACUUGCAGCAACAGUAUCUGAUUUCUUAAAAGAUUUUGGUAAAAUCGUCAACCGUGGACUUAUUCAAUUCAAACAUGAACUAGAAGAUUUCAUUAAAGUCGCCUACGAGCAAUUAAAAUCAAUUCCAGUUAUCUCUACAUUGAAAGAAAAAUACGAAGAGGUAAGCCAAUAA
Molecule: messenger RNA, 423 nt
Organism: Ctenocephalides felis (cat flea)
Lineage: Eukaryota; Metazoa; Arthropoda; Insecta; Siphonaptera; Pulicidae
Exons: 3
Coding region: 25-423 (132 amino acids)
Source: RefSeq, a predicted model, not a curated record